CUUGGGCGCCAGUGAUCUUCCUGCUUCAGCCUCAGUAGUUGGGACUAUGGGUGCCCACCACAGACUCAGCUAGCUUUUCUAUUUUUAAUAGAGAUGGGGAUCUUGCUGUUGCUCAGGGUGGUCUUUAACUCCUGAGCUCAGACUAUGCACCCACCUCAGCCUCCCAUGGUGCUGGGAUUACAGUGUGAACCACCUUGCCAGGCCCCUCAUAUUUGAUUUUAAAGUACUGUUCUGCUACUCAAAUAUUUCCUCAUAAUCCCCUGCAAUAGAUUUUGAGACUAAAAAUGUUCCACUUGCACCACAAAGAGUAUUAAUAUUCCACUGGCUGUUAAUUCAAUGUAGAGACUAGGUUCCAGGGACUCAAAGUUUCUAUAAGACAGAUCUCAGUAGUACUUCGACUUUAAUGUGGCUUACCCAUCAUAAAUAACUUUCAAAAGAAAUUUGAAUUUCAAAAUUCUGUGAAAGAUGAUAGAGUAGAAUAUGGACAAUUGAAAAUUAUAUUAGGAGAUGGUAUAAAAUAACUUGAAGUAGUUUCUCUCUUACUACAUUGGAUGCUUCUUGGGGACCCAGUUUAUACAUGGCCUGUGGAUUUUAUGAAAAUGGAAAAUUAUGAGGCAUUUGUAGACUUUGAUCUCUGUAAGAUACCACUCUCCAGUGUUGCUCAGAAGAUUCUGUCUGCUAUGCAUUCACAUGACUUAGUGGAUUCUGAGAAUUGGAGAGAGAGUACAAAGACUGCAGGAGUGAUAAACAUAUCCAGUUCUAAGCAUUCAGCACCACCUGAGGAUGAGAAGAAUCAAUCACUGGGAAAAAUGAAUCCUAAAUUUUUAAUGAGCCAGACAUCAAGAGGUCCCGCCAAGCUCCUUCCUCCAUCCUCCAGUGUCAGGUGCACACAUCAGCUAUCUACUGACCAAAACCAGGAUGGCAGCAGCUCAUUGGCUCUUUCCAGUUGUUUAAUUGCAGAGUAUAAUCGAGAGGCUUCAGUUUUACAGAAAAUGGAACAUAAUGGAAAGCAUGUCCAAGAGAAAAAUAUAAAUAAUGAAAAUAAGAGAAGCACAAAUCUUAAAAGAAAACUUAUUACAUAUAAUUCAUCAGAGAAAAUAAGUAAACAAAUGGCAUUGGAACAAAAUGUUGAAAAGGUUGAAGCCUUCUUAAAUUCUGAGUACACAAGAGCACUUAAAAAACAUUUUUCUGAUAUUCGGUGUUUGGAUGAUGUGGCAAAAAGCCAACUGAUUGAAACAGUCAAACAGGCAGCAGCCCUGGUGGUAACGCUAAUGUAUAAGGAUGGCUCAACCCAGCUAAGAGCUGACCAGGCUCCACUUCCCUCUGUUGAAGGAAUUGUCAUGCUACUCAAGCCCCAAGAAGAAGGCAGCUGUGGCAGUGUUCUGGGAAAGGCAGUCCCUUCUGGGGAUCAGUGUAUUUACAUACAAACAGAGCACUCUUCUAUCAGGGGCCAAGAAGAAGAAGCAAAUAAUCAAUUUGCUAGGAAUGUGCUAUUUCGAAUGCUGAAAUGUAAAUGCCCUGUUAUUUGUUUUAAUGCUAAGGAUUUUGUGAGAACAGUGCUGCAGUUUUUGGGUAGUGAUGGCAGCUGGAAGCACGUUGCUGAUUUUGUAGGACUAGAUCCCAGAAUUGCUGCGUGGCUUAUAGAUCCUGGUGAUGCCACAUCUUCUUUUGAAGAUUUAGUGGCAAAAUACUUUGAAAAAUCCAUAACAGUGAAAGUGAGCAGCACAUAUGGAAAUUCCUCAAGAACUCUAGUGCAUCAAAAUGUACAUGUGAACCUGAGGAUACUCUACAGACUUACAAUGGACCUUUGUUCUAGAUUAAAGGUUUAUGGUUUGUGGCAACUGUUUUGUACUUUGGAGCUUCCUCUGAUACCAAUUUUAGCAGUGAUGGAGAGCCACAGCAUCCAGGUGAACAGAGAAGCCCUGGAGAGGACAUCCGCACUUCUCGGGGCUCGUCUCAAGGAAUUAGAGCAAGAAGCUCAUUUUGUUGCCGGGGAACAGUUCCUUAUAAUGAGUAAUAAUCAGCUCCGAGAGAUCCUUUUUGGCAAGUUAAAGCUGCACCUACUGAAUCCAGGAAAGAGUCUUCCCAAAAUGAGGCUACAGAAAUACCCAUGCACGUCGGAAGCUGUGUUGAGUGCUUUGCAAGACCUUCAUCCAUUACCCAAGAUAAUUUUGAAAUACAGGCAGGUCCAGAAGAUCAAAUCAACCUUUGUAGAUGGACUACUGGCUUGCAUGAAAAAGGGCUCUGUCUCCUCAACAUGGAAUCAGACUGGAACCGUGACUGGAAGACUUUCUGCCAAGCGUCCUAACAUCCAAGGUAUCUCCAAGCAGCCAAUUCAAAUUACAAAGCCUCAAAAUUUUAAAGGUAAAGAAGAGGAGACACUCUCGAUCUCCCCGAGGACCAUGUUUGUCUCGUCCACAGGCCACACCUUCCUAGCAGCAGACUUUUCACAGAUUGAAUUGCGCAUUCUUGCACAUUUAUCUGGGGAUCCAGAACUUUUGAAGUUAUUCCAAGAACCUGAGAGAGAUGAUGUGUUUUCUGCUCUGACUUCACAGUGGAAGGACAUCCCUGUGGAACGCGUAACACACGCAGACAGGGAGCGGACCAAGAAGGUGGUGUACUCAGCGGUCUAUGGUGCAGGGAAGGAGCGGCUUGCUGCUUGCCUUGGAGUUACUGUUCAGGAAGCUGCCCAGUUUUUGGCAAGUUUUUUGCAGAAGUAUAAGAAAAUCAAGGACUUUGGCCAAGCAGUUGUGGCCCAUUGUCAGCAGACAGGCUAUGUGGUGUCCCUCAUGGGCAGAAGAAGAGCCCUGCCGAAGAUCCAUGCGCGUGACCCGCAGUUCCGGGCACAGGCAGAGCGACAGGCUGUGAACUUUGUGGUGCAAGGCUCAGCCGCUGACCUCUGUAAGCUGGCGAUGGUUCGCAUCUUUGCUGCAGUGGCCUCCUCCCCGACCUUGACAGCCAGGUUGGUGGCCCAGAUCCACGAUGAGCUGCUGUUUGAGGUGGAAGACGCACAGGUGCCCAGGUUUGCAGCUCUUGUCCAAGGAACCAUGGAGUCACUGCAACAGGUGCGGGUGCCGGAGUUGCAACUGCAGGUACCCCUAAAGGUGAACCUCAGUGCCGGCCGCUCAUGGGGAAACCUGGUGCCCCUUCAGGGGGCCCUGAGCCCUCCCUUGGGCCCAAGGGGCACUGAGCCUCCCAGCAGCAGCCUGACCACCUCUGAAUCCCACGUCAGCACCUGCCCCCUACCGCCAGCGCAUUUUUCUCCUUCGUUUUGUCUGUAGCCUCAGGCAACGUGGGAGAGGAGAGCUGGUUUCCACCAGCCCAUUGUGUGGCCUUCCCCAAGGUCACCAGCUGCUUUGUAUGUUAACCCUUUGGGGCUGAGUGACCUUGUCAUCCCUGGAGUAAAUGCUCACACA
This is a messenger RNA of Nycticebus coucang (slow loris), 3416 nucleotides long. RefSeq names its product DNA polymerase nu (gene POLN). Bases 552 to 3281 code for a protein of 909 amino acids. The transcript is spliced from 25 exons. Lineage: Eukaryota; Metazoa; Chordata; Mammalia; Primates; Lorisidae. Gene Ontology annotation, biological process: double-strand break repair; DNA-templated DNA replication. Gene Ontology annotation, molecular function: DNA binding; DNA-directed DNA polymerase activity. The record is from RefSeq and is a predicted model, not a curated record.